Messenger RNA from Gallus gallus (chicken), 2020 nucleotides. RefSeq names its product ciliary associated calcium binding coiled-coil 1 (gene CABCOCO1). The transcript has 16 exons. The record is from RefSeq and is a predicted model, not a curated record. NCBI's taxonomy places the organism in Eukaryota, Metazoa, Chordata, Aves, Galliformes, Phasianidae. The coding region runs from base 1320 to 1967 and encodes 215 amino acids.
GAGCACGCGGUGCCGUUACAGCCGUUGCGGCGCGUGGCGUUCUGUGGCGUUUCCCGCCUUGCCGUCCUGGGCGGGUAGAACGCAGCCCUGGGAGGUCUUUUCGUCCCUCACGUCGAGGGCAGCGCCUCGCUUCCUUCCUGCCUUGCAUCCAGCAGUUGAGCGGCUGCCCAGAGUGUCUGAUUCCUGAUCCAUGACGCACAAACUGAACUCGUUAAGGAGAGCAGUGCAGGCAAGCCAUAGGUUUAGUGUGAUACAAAUGUCAGAUUGCUUUGUUUGCCUUCACUCCUCAUCUGGGACAAGUGAGGAAGAUGAGAAUUGCCUCCAAUCCCUAUCACCGAGGACCAAACCUCUCUUCAGUAGAAUGCAUGGGAGUCUCUCAUAAAGGAGUAACAUGCUGUGCUCUCUACCCUGUCCUUCCUUCUCUACUGCUGUGUGUAAACCAGAGCAGCAAGUUAAUCAGCGGCCUUUGGAGCACUUCUGCCUCUCACUCUUACAGGAUCUGUUUGUGCUACCUUCAAUUACUGGAUGCUGCUCAGAUCCGGCUCCUGUGUCAUUGUUUGUAUUGCACAGAAACAUGAAUCAAGUCAGUCAGUCUUUUGAUGUGUAUGCCAAGUCAACAGUGCAGUCAUUCCGGUGGAAAAAGUAGAUUUUGUCUGACCUGCUCUCCUGGAUGCAAUGCAUGCACUGUGUGCACUACCACUGUUUCUGGAAGGAGGGUGCCUGUGCUGUUCCACUUUAAGCUGUAAACGCCAAUUCCUCUGAGAAGUCCAAUACACUUGGUGCAAAAUAUGAAUCACUGCAGAAUUAUUGCAUCAUCAUACAAGUGACCACUGCUCUUUGGAAUCUAUGACCUAAUCAAAUAAGAAAGGAAAUUACAUAUGCAACGUUUCAGAGUUUUAAAUGGGAGCUACUCAUAGGAAAAGCCCAUUCCAUACGGAGUUGAAGAUGGGCUACCACUGACAAAGCCCUGCAAUAUUUAGUGUGAAGCUGUGACCUCUCCUCCCCUUCUGACAUGGAACUCUGUGAUCCAGGGCCAGGCACUGUGAGCUGAAGAGGCUUAAUCAAAGACAGAAGAAAGAAGAGAAAAGUGUACCCCCUGAGAUACUCCUGUGCUGGGUGAUACUAGCCUUGGCAAAACAAUCUCAGAAACUUGAACUCUGGUUGCUCCUCAGGAAGAAGACCAAGAUCAGGAUGCUGUAGGUGGACAGAAGACUAUUACUCAUACAUUUCUUUCUCUUUCGCAAAUUACUGCUUUGUCAGAAGAAAGUGUAGAAGGAUUUCAAAAAAAGCUGGCAGAAUAUCUGAAUUUUAAACAAUUAAUGACAUCUUUGAAGGAAGUUAUUCUGCUAGAUUAUUAUACUGCGGGAUUUUGUUGGGCUAAAGAAAUGAAUUUCAGUCUUAUGCAGCUGUCACAAUACAUGGAUCUCUUAAACUUCCUGUUGGAGAACCUCCGUGACAAACAUAUGACCUUAGAAGAUAACAUAAUAGAACUUGGAAGAGCAAUGGCUGGAAUAGGAGAAACUGAUUCAGAAAGUGGUGACUUGGAUGUCUUCAGCAUUGACCAAGCCAAAGCAAUCAUUGAUUACAUGAAUAUCAGCUUAUUUCGACUUUAUAAAUUGUAUGAACAUAUCUUCCGCAAUCCUAGAGAGGAACAUGUGAUAAGUAAUGAGUGUGUGGUUGAAGUUGCUCCACCUGCAGUUACCCCCUUCCCUGCUCCAUCUGAGGAUGGUACAUCUUCUGAUAUCUAUGCAUCACUCUUAGCGUCAUCAACAGCUGCAGAUAUGGAACCUAAGGGGUCUGAUCAAGAAGAUCUCCUGGGAGAGCCCAGCCCGGAGGCAGAGUCCUUCGAGGCAGGUGCUGUGGCUGGUUUCACUUGUGAAGAUCAGAAGCCCGCAGUCCUUCCGAAUGAAAUUAUUGGCAACCUUGAGGUACUACUGGAAGACUUAAGUGAAAAGCAGCAAAUGUGAGAAGCUUAAACUUUGAGGACAGAAAAAUUAAAAGAUCUUAACUAGCCCAAUGA